Molecule: messenger RNA, 1647 nt
Organism: Lentinula edodes (shiitake mushroom)
Lineage: Eukaryota; Fungi; Basidiomycota; Agaricomycetes; Agaricales; Omphalotaceae
Product: general substrate transporter
Exons: 10
Coding region: 1-1647 (548 amino acids)
Biological process (GO): transmembrane transport
Cellular component (GO): membrane
Molecular function (GO): myo-inositol:proton symporter activity
Source: RefSeq, a predicted model, not a curated record
AUGCAGGAGGCAGAGAAGCCAACGCCUUCUUCUGAAGAGAACAUAGACCUUGGGGAGAUAAUAGCUGAUCUUAAAGGAGGAGAAAUCAAUGAAUUCGCUGUCAUCAUAGAGGGUGAAGAAAAGACCACUUGGUUUGUCUGGAUUUUGGUAGCUUGUGCCUCGAUUUCGGGUCUGCUUUUCGGAUAUGAUACCGGUGUGAUAUCAGGCGCGCUAGUGACAAUUGGCGAAGACCUCACUCGGGGGAAACAGCUAACGGAUGGUCAAAAAGAGUUUAUUACUUCUGCUACGACCCUUGGUGCAUUGAUAGGUGGAUUGUUCGCCGGUGUGAUAUCCGAUUGGAGUGGUCGUAAGCUAGUCCUUGCAGUUGCGGACGUUAUAUUCAUAGCGGGGGCUAUCGUGCAAUGCGUGUGCCAUGACGUUUGGACCAUGAUUGGCGGACGUUUUCUCAUCGGUAUAGGAGUUGGACUUGCAUCAUGUAUUGCUCCUCUAUAUAUUCAAGAACUGGCACCUACUCGACUCCGUGGACGGUUAGUAGUGUUGAAUGUAGUCAUGAUUACCCUCGGUCAAGUUAUCGCGUACGGUAUCGACGCUGGUUUCGAGAAUGUUAAUGGAGGUUGGCGGUGGAUGGUUGGACUAAGCUGCAUCCCUGCAGGAAUACAAUUCGUCAUCCUGUUUUUCCUUCCAGAGAGCCCUCGUAUACUUCUACGAAGAGGAAGAAUUGACACCGUCAGGCGCGUUAUGACCAGAAUUUAUGCUACGGCUACUCCCCGGGAUCUCGAGAUGAAGGUUAAGGUACUGCAAGCAUCGGUUCAGCAGAGCAUUGAGAUAUCCGAAACCACCACUUUCUUCCAACGUAUACAACGUCUAUUCUCCGAGGGGAUCAAUCGUCGCGCCCUCAUUAUUGGCUGUGGGAUGCAAGCGUUCCAGCAACUCUGCGGCUUCAACACAUUAAUGUACUAUUCAGCUACUUUGUUCCAAGAAAUUGGUUUCAAUCAGCCGACUGCAGUCAGCCUUAUCGUGUCUGGUACCAACUUCAUUUUCACGCUCGUCGCUCUCAAAUGGAUAGAUCAAAUUGGAAGAAGGAAAAUCAUGCUCUGGAGUGCACCGGGUAUGAUAUUCGGUUUGACUCUUGCUAGUAUUGCCUUCCACUACAUGACCAGGAAAACUGCUGGAGUCCUUGUUGAAAACACUGCCUAUCCCGAUUCGUGGGCCGAUAUCGUACUACUGUCGAUGAUCAUCUUUGUUGCAUCGUAUGCUACUGGAAUUGGGAACGUACCAUGGCAACAAGGCGAACUUUUCAGUCUCGAUGUUCGAGGCAUAGGAACUUCCAUUGCUACUGCUACCAACUGGGCAGCGAAUUUACUCAUAAAUUCUACAUACUUAUCGCUCAUGGCCAAAAUUACACCUGCCGGUGCCUUCGGAUUCUAUGCAGGUCUUUGCCUCCUCGGAUGGCUCUUUGUAAUAUUUUGCUACCCUGAGACCGCUGGUUUAAGUCUCGAGGAAGUGAUGAUGAUAUUUCGGUCUGGAUUUGGACUCAAGGAAAGUCAGCGGUUGAGAGCAGAGAAACAACAAAUUAAGAUUCGCGCAAAUACAAUGAUAGCCAGCACCGAGCCACAGGAGGAGGAGAAGUCGGAUCGAAGCGUUUGA